AACAGGACAUUGAAUAUGCCAAGUGGUGACAAUUUACAAGUUAAACUCAGAGUCUUUGUACUUAAGUACAAGGCAAAUGAGGUCCUCCAGAACUUUCUACAGUCCCAGGCUUCAAUAGAGAAAUCCAUCUGGCAGGCAGAUAAAGCCCUCACCGAUGGGGAGAAGGCCAUAGCAGCUGAGAAGGCCAGCAAGGAAGCAGCUGAGAAGGAACAGGAGCUGCUAAGACAGAAACUACUGGAGCAGAAACAGCAGAUGGAGGCACAACAGAGGAGCCUCCAGGAAAACAUAGAUCAACUGAAGGAGAAAAUGGAGAGAGAGAGAGAAAACAUAAUAAAAGAACAGAAUAUGGUGUUGGAGCAUAAGCUGAAGGUCCAAGAAGAGCUGCUCAAUGAAGGAUUUAGAAAGAAAUCUGAAGAGAUGAAUGCAGAGAUAAAUCAGUUGAAACAUAUGAUUGAUACGACUAAAAAUAAUAAUACUUCCUGGUUGACACAAGUCUUAGACAGAUUUGGCAGUGAGAUUAUUUCAGUAUUUACUGCUCCUGUGAGACUUGUUGUUGAUGGCAUUGUGAGAGGUGUGAGCUCACUUUUAAAAAAGAAAUAGCUGUCCUUUUAAGGAAAUUAAAGACUGUGGCUAUAGACUCCAA
Molecule: messenger RNA, 643 nt
Organism: Suricata suricatta (meerkat)
Lineage: Eukaryota; Metazoa; Chordata; Mammalia; Carnivora; Herpestidae
Product: guanylate-binding protein 6-like
Exons: 4
Coding region: 16-600 (194 amino acids)
Biological process (GO): defense response to Gram-positive bacterium; defense response to protozoan
Molecular function (GO): GTP binding; GTPase activity
Source: RefSeq, a predicted model, not a curated record